This is a messenger RNA of Nycticebus coucang (slow loris), 4734 nucleotides long. It is a transcript of the gene SEMA6A, whose product is annotated as semaphorin 6A. The record is from RefSeq and is a predicted model, not a curated record. Gene Ontology annotation, molecular function: chemorepellent activity; semaphorin receptor binding. The transcript is spliced from 19 exons. Gene Ontology annotation, biological process: axon guidance; neural crest cell migration; semaphorin-plexin signaling pathway. Lineage: Eukaryota; Metazoa; Chordata; Mammalia; Primates; Lorisidae. Bases 794 to 3886 code for a protein of 1030 amino acids.
GGAGACGCCAGCCAAAGGAGGCGGGGUUGCAGGAGGAGAGUCCGCUCUGCGUAAUCCAGUCCGGGACUUGGCUCCGCCCGGGAGCGGCGGCCUCUCCGGUGACAGAGGAGUAGUGAGUGGCACGGGGUGAGGCUGCAGCCAACUCCGCUCCCAGCGCACUCGGCUGCCCAGGCGCACGGGACGCAGCAGCGGCGCUCCUCCGCGGUGCGGAUCGCCCGAGAUGGCCGCUUAAGAGCGUGCGGCCGCGGCCAGCAUCACCACACCCGCGGCACCGCGCUCCGGGCACAGGAGCCGGGCCAGAGCCGUGCACCCCUGCCCCAGCCCCUACCCCGCCCUGAAAUGACUAGUUAAUCGGCGCAGACACCACCAAGGGGACUCACCGGAGUGGAAUCCAAGUGGAAUUUGGAUUUGGAGAAGAGUUUCUUGAACAUUUACCCUCUUCCUUGUUGGUUUUCUUCCUUCUUUUUCUUCUUCAUUUUCUUUUUCUCUCUUUUUGGGGCGCCGUCUUUUUUCCUUCUUCUCUGUCCGACCGUCAUUGGAGAUGAACACAGUGCGCUUGCAUCCCAGAAAGUAGUCGCCGCGACUGUUACCCCCAAAGAGACAACAAGCACACAUGCAGGAAUGACAAAGGCUUGCGAAGGAGAGCGCGCAGCUCGCGGCCCAGAGAGAUCCCCUCGAUAAUGGAUUACUAAAUGGGAUACACGCUGCACCAGCCCGCUCCAAGCCAGCCUUCUGCCCGUCGAUGCACCGAAAAGGGUGAAGUAGAAAAAUAAAGUCUCCCCGCUGAACUACUAUGAGGUCAGAAGCCUUGCUGCUAUAUUUCACACUGCUACACUUCACUGGGGCUGGCUUCCCAGAAGAUUCUGAGCCAAUCAGUAUUUCGCAUGGCAACUAUACAAAACAGUAUCCGGUGUUUGUGGGCCACAAGCCAGGACGGAACACCACGCAGAGGCACAAACUGGACAUCCAGAUGAUCCUGAUCAUGAAUAGAACCCUCUACAUUGCUGCUAGGGACCAUAUUUAUACCGUUGAUAUAGACACGUCACACACAGAAGAAAUUUAUUGUAGCAAAAAACUGACAUGGAAAUCUAGACAGGCCGAUGUAGACACGUGCAGAAUGAAGGGAAAACAUAAGGAUGAGUGUCACAACUUUAUUAAAGUUCUUCUAAAGAAAAAUGAUGAUAUGUUGUUUGUCUGUGGGACUAAUGCCUUCAACCCUUCCUGCAGAAACUACAAGAUGGAUACUUUGGAGCCUUUUGGGGAUGAAUUUAGUGGGAUGGCCAGAUGCCCUUAUGAUGCCAAACACGCCAACGUCGCGCUGUUUGCAGAUGGCAAACUGUACUCGGCCACGGUGACUGACUUCCUCGCCAUUGAUGCGGUCAUUUACCGGAGCCUGGGAGACAGCCCUACCCUGCGGACUGUCAAGCACGAUUCCAAAUGGUUGAAAGAACCGUACUUUGUCCAAGCGGUGGAUUAUGGAGAAUAUAUCUACUUCUUCUUCAGGGAAAUAGCCGUGGAGUACAACACCAUGGGAAAGGUCGUAUUCCCCAGGGUGGCUCAGGUUUGCAAGAACGACAUGGGCGGGUCUCAGCGGGUCCUGGAGAAACAGUGGACGUCUUUCCUGAAGGCGCGCCUCAACUGCUCAGUGCCCGGGGACUCUCAUUUUUAUUUCAACAUACUCCAGGCAGUCACAGAUGUGAUUCGUAUUAAUGGCCGUGAUGUUGUCCUGGCAACCUUUUCCACACCUUAUAACAGCAUCCCUGGCUCUGCAGUCUGUGCCUAUGACAUGCUUGAUAUUGCCAAUGUCUUUACUGGGCGAUUCAAGGAACAGAAGUCUCCAGAUUCCACCUGGACACCAGUUCCUGAUGAACGAGUUCCUAAACCCAGGCCGGGGUGCUGUGCAGGCUCAUCCACCUUAGAAAAAUAUACAAGUUCCAAUGAAUUUCCUGAUGACACCCUGAACUUCAUCAAGACACACCCCCUCAUGGAUGAGGCCGUUCCUUCCAUCUUCAACAGGCCGUGGUUCCUGAGAACGAUGGUCAGAUACCGCCUGACCAAAAUUGCAGUGGACACCGCUGCUGGGCCGUAUCAGAAUCACACUGUGGUUUUUCUCGGAUCAGAGAAGGGAAUCAUCUUGAAGUUCUUGGCCAGGAUAGGAAACAGUGGUUUUCUAAAUGACAGCCUUUUCCUGGAGGAGAUGAGCGUUUACAACCCUGAGAAAUGCAGCUACGAUGGCGUGGAAGACAAGAGGAUCAUGGGCAUGCAGCUGGACAGAGCAAGCAGCUCUCUGUACGUUGCCUUCUCCACCUGUGUGAUAAAGGUUCCCCUGGGCCGCUGUGAGCGGCAUGGGAAGUGUAAAAAAACCUGUAUUGCCUCCAGAGACCCAUACUGUGGGUGGGUGAAGGACAGUGGUGCCUGCGCCCACCUGUUCCCCAGCAGCAGACUGACUUUUGAACAGGACAUUGAGCGUGGCAACACAGAUGGUCUGGGAGACUGUCACAAUUCCUUUGUGGCACUGAAUGGCCACUCCAGUUCCCUCUUGCCCAGCACCACCGCAUCAGAUUCCGCGGCUCGAGAGGGAUAUGAGUCUAGGGGAGGAAUGCUGGACUGGAAGCACCUGCUCGAUUCACCUGACAACACAGACCCUUUGGGGGCAGUGUCUUCCCAUAAUCACCAAGACAAGAAGGGAGUGAUUCGGGAGAGUUACCUCAAGGGCCACGACCAGCUGGUUCCCGUCACCCUCCUGGCUAUCGCUGUCAUUCUGGCUUUUGUCAUGGGGGCCGUCUUCUCGGGCAUCAUCGUGUACUGUGUCUGCGACCACCGGCGCAAAGACGUGGCCGUGGUGCAGCGGAAGGACAAGGAGCUGACCCACUCGCGCCGGGGCUCCAUGAGCAGCGUCACCAAGCUCAGCGGCCUCUUUGGGGACCCCCAGUCCAAGGACCCCAAGCCGGAGGCCAUCCUCACACCGCUCAUGCACAACGGCAAGCUGGCCACGCCCAGCAACACGGCCAAGAUGCUCAUCAAGGCCGACCAGCACCACCUGGACCUGACGGCCUUGCCCACCCCGGAGUCCACGCCGACGCUGCAGCAGAAGCGGAAGCCGCAGCGCAGCAGCCGCGAGUGGGAGCGGAACCAGAACCUCAUCAACGCCUGCACCAAGGACAUGCCCCCCAUGGGCUCCCCGGUGAUCCCCACGGACCUGCCGCUGCGGGCUUCCCCCAGCCACAUCCCCAGCGUGGUGGUCCUUCCCAUCACGCAGCAGGGCUACCCGCACGAGUACGUGGACCAGCCCAAACUGAGCGAGGCGGCCCAGAUGGCGCUGGAGGACCAGGCCGCCACGCUCGAGUAUAAGACCAUCAGGGAGCACCUCAGCAGCAAGAGCCCCAACCACGGGGUGAACCUCGUGGAGAGCCUGGACAGCCUGCCCCCCAAGGUUCCCCAGCGGGAGGCCUCCCUGGGCCCCCCGGGAGCCUCCCUGUCCCAGAACGGCCUGAGCAAGCGGCUGGACAUGCACCACUCCUCCUCCUACGGGGUCGACUAUAAGAGGAGCUACCCCACGAACUCGCUCACGAGAAGCCACCAGGCCACCACGCUCAAAAGAAACAAUACUAACUCCUCCAACUCCUCGCACCUCUCCAGAAACCAGAGCUUUGGCCGGGGAGACAACCCACCCCCCGCCCCGCAGAGGGUGGACUCCAUCCAGGCGCACAGCUCGCAGCCGUCUGGCCAGGCCGUGACGGUCUCGAGGCAGCCCAGCCUCAACGCCUACAACUCACUGACCAGGUCGGGGCUGAAGCGCACACCCUCCCUAAAGCCGGACGUUCCCCCCAAACCUUCCUUUGCUCCCCUUUCCACAUCCAUGAAGCCCAAUGACGCGUGUACAUAAUCCCGGGGGAGGGGCUCAGGUGUGAACCAGCAGGCGAGGCCAGCGAGGCGCCCGCCCAGCUCUGCCAGGCUCUCAACUGCCUCGAGUAGCCACCAGACCAAGACGGCCCGCAGUGGAGCCGAGGACGCUGGGGCCUCCCCUCUGGGACACGGGGAGACUCACGACAAUUGGGCCACAAGGUUGGGUGAAGGUUUGUGACAACGGGGACUCAACCUCCAUCCUCUUCCUUCACUCUUCCCCACACCCCACACCAGAUGGGACCCACAAAAGACUUCAGUUAUCAUCACAAACAUGAGCCAAAAGCACACACACACACACCCCCACACACACACACCAUACACACAGAGGUGAACAGCAACUGUAACAUUUUUUGUUAUGUCCAGGACUGGACGGGGGUUACCAAACUGGGCUAGCGCCCCAGACUUGCAAAACACAAAUACAUGUUAAAAACAAAAAAAAUCAUGAAAAUCUAAAAAGACAAAAAAAAAAAAAUAAAGAAUUCAUUGAUCAUUCUAACUCAGACUUUUAACAAUGGCAGAAGUUUACUAUGCGCAGAUACUGUGAAACGCCCACCAGUGUUAUAGCUUUCUGUUCUAGCCGACGAAGACGUGUAGGGCAACUAUGUCAUGGGUUCUGCCCCUCCUCUCUUUUAAUGAAAUAACGUGACCGUUAACGCAAGUAACUAUUUAUUGUUCACCCUUUUUUUUUUUUCCUUAAGGACUCUUCCACAUGUCCUCCUCCAAACAGCUCUUCAGAAAGCCCAUUGAAAGUUAAACUAUUUAACGUGAAAUCCAUUAACUGGAAUAAUUGAGUUUCUUUAUUUUUACAAUAAAUUCACUGAGUAAAUA